AUGUCGAAGAAACCAGAAGCCUCAAAGAAAACAGAUGAUGUGUUCGUUGGGUCGAUUGACCAAGGAACCACCAGCACCAGAUUCAUAAUCUAUGAUCGUUCGGCGCGCCCAAUUGGCUCUCACCAGGUCGAGUUCACUCAGUUUUACCCUGAAGCAGGAUGGGUUGAGCAUGAUGCAAUGGAGAUACUGGAGAGUGUGAGAGUGUGCAUGGCUAAGGCGCUGGACAAAGCCACGGCUGAUGGGUACAACGUGGACAGUGGGCUGAAGGCUAUUGGGUUGACUAAUCAGAGAGAGACGACUCUGGUUUGGAGCAAAUCCACUGGCUGUCCUCUCUACAAUGCUAUUGUUUGGAUGGAUGUACGUACUAGCUCUAUUUGCAGAAAAUUGGAGAAAGAAUUAUCUGGGGGAAGAACUCAUUUUUUGGAAACAUGUGGGUUGCCCAUAAGCACCUACUUCAGUGCGUUGAAGUUGCUCUGGUUGCUGGAAAAUGUGGAUAAAGUGAAAGAGGCUGUGAAAUCAGGGGAUGCUCUCUUUGGAACUAUAGACACUUGGUUAAUCUGGAAUUUAACUGGUGGUGUCAAGGGAGGGAUACAUGUUACUGAUGUCUCAAAUGCAUCACGGACAAUGCUUAUGAACCUGAAGACCCUUGAGUGGGAUAAUCCUACAUUGAAAACCUUAGGAAUUCCAGCUGAAUUUCUUCCCAAAAUUGUCAGUAACUCUGAGAUUAUUGGAAAAAUUACCACGGGAUGGCCAAUUACUGGAGUCCCAAUUUCUGGAUGUCUUGGUGAUCAACAUGCAGCAAUGUUAGGGCAAGCUUGCAGGAGAGGAGAGGCCAAAAGCACAUAUGGGACGGGUGCUUUCAUACUUCUCAACACGGGUGAGGAGAUAAUUCGGUCAACGCAUGGGCUUCUAAGCACUGUGGCAUUCAAACUUGGCCCUAAAGCUCCUACAAACUAUGCCAUAGAGGGAUCAAUUGCUAUUGCUGGAGCUGCAGUUCAGUGGCUUAGAGACAGUCUUGGGAUUAUUAAGAGCGCAAAAGAGAUCGAGGAUUUGGCAUUACAGGUUGAGUCCACUGGUGGGGUUUAUUUUGUGCCUGCCUUUAAUGGAUUAUUUGCUCCGUGGUGGCGUGAUGAUGCUCGUGGGGUUUGCAUUGGUAUUACAAGGUUUACAAACAAGGCUCACAUUUGUAGAGCAGUGCUUGAGAGUAUGGCCUUCCAGGUGAAAGAUGUGUUGGAUUCAAUGCACAAAGAUGCUGGAGAGAAGGGAGAGGUUAAGAAUGAGAAGGGGGAGUUCCUGCUCAGAGUGGAUGGUGGUGCUACUGUUAAUACCCUUCUAAUGCAGAUUCAGGCGGAUCUGUUGGGGAGCCCAGUGCUAAGACCAGCUGACAUUGAGACAACAGCUCUUGGAGCAGCCUAUGCUGCUGGAUUAGCUGUUGGCAUUUGGACCGAAAAGGAGAUUUUUGCUGGUGAAGAAAGGGCUAAGGUUGCCACCACCUUCCAUCCAAAAUUAGAUGAAGGGUUGAGGAAGAAGAAGUUGGAUUCAUGGUUCAAGGCUAUUUCAAGAACUUUCGACUUAGCUGAUCUUUCACUUUGA
Molecule: messenger RNA, 1593 nt
Organism: Prunus armeniaca (apricot)
Lineage: Eukaryota; Viridiplantae; Streptophyta; Magnoliopsida; Rosales; Rosaceae
Source: the annotation of a GenBank genome assembly